Caenorhabditis angaria is the source of this 946-nucleotide messenger RNA. Lineage: Eukaryota; Metazoa; Nematoda; Chromadorea; Rhabditida; Rhabditidae. The record is from the annotation of a GenBank genome assembly.
AUGGCAACUACUAGCGAAUAUUUAAAAAUUGAUAAAAAUCAAAUUUUGUCAAUUUUUCCAAUUAGUCUACUUGAAACAAAUAACUUUAUUCACUUGUUUACCAGAAUUUUUGAAAAAGAAUUCGAAAUAAUUGGUGGAGAUUCGAAAUUGUAUUUGAUUUUCGAGGAAAAGAACAGAUCGAACAAGGAAGUUCAGGUUUUGACGGAUUUUGAAGGAACUUCUGAUGAAAAUGGGAUGAAUGCGAAGAUUAUUAGGAUUGCUCCGAUUGAUUUUAUGCUCAAGAUUUGUGCUCAAAAUUCACAGUGAGUUUUUAAACAUCAAAUUGCGUUCGAUUUGACACCAAAAAUGUGUAUGCUAAAAAAAAAACCUUAAAAUCUUUAAAAAUUACAGAACAUUGAAAAAUGCUGGCAUUUCAAUCUUCUGGACUUCGAAAAACGAUCAUAUUCAACUCGAUUUUUACUUGAAUCCCAAUUUCAUAAUUGAUAACAUUUUCGAUUUUGAACAACUCGAAAAAUCGUGCAAAAAUGCUCAAAUCCUCAACAAAAUCUUCAUCGAAACAUUUACCGGAAAACCAAAACAACUUCUCAAAACAUUUUGGAGUUUUCCAAUUUUGGCAAAUUUCGAAACAAAUCGUUUUUCGUCGCAUUUUUCGAAAUAUUUGAAGUCGGAAAUGAGAAAUCAGCGGGUUCCGAUUGAUGAUAUUCAAUUAUUCUAUUAUCCAUCAUUUGGAAUGUUUUCGCGCAAAAAAAUCGAUAAAAUACCAAUCGAAUUAAUGGCAAAAGGUGGAAUUUUGGCGGAUGAAAUUGGACUUGGAAAAACUAUUGAAAUGUUGGCAUUGAUUGUGUCGAAUCAGAGAAAAUUCAGGAAAAUUGCGGCGAGGAAUGAGAAGUUUGAACGAUUGAAUUGGGAGGAAUAUGUGGAUGUGAGAUAUAUUUUGGUGCAAUAA